This is a messenger RNA of Capsicum annuum, 1248 nucleotides long. RefSeq names its product UDP-glucose iridoid glucosyltransferase-like. The record is from RefSeq and is a predicted model, not a curated record. Lineage: Eukaryota; Viridiplantae; Streptophyta; Magnoliopsida; Solanales; Solanaceae. The transcript has 2 exons. Gene Ontology annotation, molecular function: UDP-glycosyltransferase activity.
AUGGAUGUAAAAGAAGCAAAAACAUGUUGUGUGGUGCUCGUACCAUCUCCCUUCCAAGGACACGUAACACCUAUGCUUCAACUGGCCUAUGUGCUUCGCGCCAAGGGUUUCUCCAUAGUUAUUAGUCACUCAGAGGUCAACCCUCCGGACAACUCCAAACAUCCUGAAUUCGUGUUCUUAAAAUUGAAGGAUGGCUUGUCAAACCACGAUGCUUCUUUAUUAAAUCUGUUUGACAUUAUACCAGAGAUGAAUGCAAAUUACAAAGUCCUAUUUCGAGAUUAUGUGAUGGAAAUAAUGGAAAAACCAGAGCUCUAUGGCCAAAUCUCUUGCAUUGUUUAUGAUCACCUCAUGUAUUUCACAACUGAAGUGGCUGAUCAACUUAAACAUCCAACUAUUCUUCUUCGGCCUAGUAGUUAUGGUCACUUGGAAGCUGCUUGCGCUUUUUUCCAACUCAAGAAGGAAAUUAUUUUCCCUUGCCAGUUACUUGAAAAAGUGGCUGGUUUAGGAUCUUUUGUGGCUAUCAUUUGGAACACUAUCGAAAGCCUCAAGAAAUAAGCAUUGUCGUAACUUCAACAACAUUAUCAAGUUCCUAUUUUCACAAUAGGGCCUUUACACAAAAUUUCUUCCUCCUCGCUAACGAGUAUAGCAGAGGAGGAUGCCAGUUGCAUUUCAUGGAUUGAUACUCAAGCCCCUAAUUCUGUUCUUUAUGUAAGCCUCAGGAGUUUAGUAGUUAUGGAUAAAAAUGAGUUUAUUGAGACUGCUUGGGGAUUGUUCAAUAGCAACCAACCAUUUCUAUGGGUAGUUAGGAAGUCGAUUGAAUAUCAUGACUUAACCGAUGAAUACUUGGAAGCAGUUGGAGAUCGAGGACGAAUUGUGAAAUGGGCACCACAAAAAGAAGUUUUGGCACAUCCUGCAGUUGGAGGAUUUUGGAGUCAUUGUGGUUGUAAUUCCACAUUAGAAAGUAUUUUCGAAGGGAUUCCUAUGAUUUGUAGGCCAGGUUUUGGUGAUCAGAAUAUGAGCACGAGAUACUUUACACAUGUAUGGAAAGUAGGCAUUGAACUAGAACCUGAGGAUUUCACUAGACUUGUCAUAGAGAGUACAAUAAGAAAACUUAUGGUGGAAGAAGAAGGCAAGGAAUUGAGACAAAGAGUACUUGAUAUGAAACAGGAGCUUGAGAUAUCUUUUCGAGAAGGUGGCUCAUGGCAUAACUCCUUAAAGAGUCUAAUGCAAUUCAUCUCUUCAUUAUGA